This is a messenger RNA of Cherax quadricarinatus, 7095 nucleotides long. The record is from RefSeq and is a predicted model, not a curated record. NCBI's taxonomy places the organism in Eukaryota, Metazoa, Arthropoda, Malacostraca, Decapoda, Parastacidae.
UAGUCCAAAUACACCUUCUUCAAAGUAGUUGAAGCACUGUACUAGUAAAUACUUUAUCACAGGUCCAGAUGGUAUAAAAACUAACUUCAAGCUCUGCUAAUUGGAUGAUUUGCUCAGAGUCAAGAUGAGGGAGGGAGUCAAGAAACAGAGAGCAAACCUACUCCCACAUCACCAUUGCUUUCUUCACUUCUCAGCAAGUCACCUAUCACCAAUGUGCCAAUCACCAGUGUGCCAGGCUCAUCUUCAUCCCCAUUAAAUCUGAUUGGACUGGGAAGUAGAGGGAUACGAGGUAUGGGAAUUUCUCCAGUCUCUGAAGCUCUGCAAAAUCUAGUGUCAUCUGCUAUAUCUGGAACUGACAGUGUUGACAAAGACAAAUCAAGUCAUAUCUCACCUGCAUCAGGAUCAUCGACAUUGUCCCUUCUUUUGGAUCUUCCUCCUAGUACACCUGGGGGACCUCUCCCGAGACUUAGUGAUUUACCUGGGCCUAGGUAUGAACGGAAGGACCCAGAGAAAAGGAUCAACUUAAUUAAGAAAUUUGAUAAAGAGGCAGAAAAUGAGGCUAAAGCAAAAGGGUGUGAGGAAGCAACUGCUUUGGCAAGCAAAACAACAGUGAAUACACCAGAACAAACAGUAAAGAAGGUUGGGGCAUUAAUGGAAGUGGAAGGGGAAGAUAGAGGAGGAGAAGGUGAAGAAAUUAAAGAGGAGGCACAAAUGGAAGAAGAAAAAUCAGAAGAAGCCAGAGAGGAUAUUAUGGAGGAUGUUGACAAGUUGGUGAUAGGAAAGAAUGAAAUAAACGACAUAGAGACAGAAGAUACUAAGCAAGAAAACCAACAAACCCAAAUUGUAGAGGAAAAACCUGAAGAAUCAACAUUGAAAGAGAGUAAAUCACAGGUCACACAAGAGAUAAAUGCAGGAAUUUUGAAGAAAGAUUUGAAGAAGGUUAAUGAAAAGGUAGAGAAGACUGCUGAUGCUGAAGAUGAAGCUAAGCUUGAGGACAAAAAUCAAAAGUAUGAGGACGAUGACAAAGAAAAAAACGGGAAUAAAGAUGAAGAUAUUAAGCACUUUGAAAACUCUACAUCAUUCAAGUGUGAUGACAAAGACCUCAAGGAAGAAAACCUCAGUACGUGUGACUCCGUUAGGAACGAAGAUUGUAAGAAGCCUGAGCUUGACUGCAAAAAAACCGAACAGGAGAAACAUGUUGAAAUGGGAAAUUUGGUGAUCUGCAAGGAAAAACAAGAAGAUGAAGAUGAUUUAGAUAGCAAAAGGAAGACUUCUGCUGAUGAAUCGUUAAUUAAAUUGCAAAAAAAUGAUGACACUGAACAGGAUAUUGAACUGGAAAAAAAGUUUCACAAGAAAGAUCAGGAGGAAGAGGACCACAGUGAAAAUCAAGACAGCAAAGACUGGGUGAGUGAGGAGGAAGGCAGCUUUGCAGUGAACAGGAUGCCGAUAAUCUCUGGUGGCGAGUUUGUAGGCUCCUCUUCUCCGCUUAUUUCUGAAUCUGCCCCUAAUUCUCCAGCAUCUACACAGUGCGGAGAUGACUCUGAAAAUGAACGUGCCUAUAGAUCAUGGAAGAAGCCCAUUAUGAUUUUAUGGAAUGAAAUAGCUGCACACAAAUUUGCUUCUAUAUUUUUGCGACCCAUCACUGAUGACCAGGCUCCAGGAUACCAUUCUGUUGUUUACAGGCCAAUGGAUCUUCAAAAGGUGAAGCGCAAUAUAGAAAGUGGGGUAAUACGCACUACAGCAGAAUUUCAACGUGAUGUAAUGCUCAUGUUCCUCAAUGCUAAGAUGUACAAUACUUGUGACCAUAAUGUGUAUCAGAUGGCUGAGCAGAUGAUGCGGGAUGGUGUUUCUACUAUUGAGGAAUUCCUCAACACACAAAUGCUGGCACGGGCUGAAGAAACACCUCAGAAGUCUCUCAGACGGGAAACCCGAGAGUCUUCGGCUAAGAGAAGUGAUGAGGAUUUUAAGAGAAAGAGAGAGACACUAGAGGAUAAAAGCCUUAAAAAGAGAAGACUCUAAAUCAAGAAAUGUGCCUCAGUUUUGGCAGUAUCAUACCUCCAUUAGUUUAGCAAGUGCAUAUAUUUUUUUUAAGAGUACAGAAUUUCUCCUCAUUAAGCUGACUUCAUUGUCUGCUUGUCAUACCAACUUAGGAAACUAUGUACGUAUACAGUACGUACUAUAUUUUUAAGGUGAUUCUACAUACAAGAAUAUGAACUGUCUCCAACUAUUCUUUGGUCCUUGUGUUAGAACUGAAAAUAACUAACCUGGAUAUUAAUUUUAGCAACCUCAUUAUUUUACUUUAAAUGAUAAUUGUAGAGGUAAAUGCAGUAGUAGUUUUUACUGCAAGUGUGUAAGUACUUUUGGAGUAUUUGUAAGUACCUACCUGUAGGGUAGCUGCACCUUUUUUCAACAAACCAGCUGUAUCUCACCAAGGCAGGGUGGCCCAAAAAGAAAAACAAAGUUUCUCUUUUUAACUUGAGUAAUAUAUACCGGAGAAGGGGUUACUAGCCCAUUGCUCCUAGCAUGUUGGUCACCUCUUACAACACACAUGGCUUAUGGAGGAAGAAUUUUGUUCUACUUUCCCAUGGAGAUAAGAGGAAAUAAAUAAGAACUAGUAAGAAAAUAGAAGAAAGCCCAGAGGGGUGUGUUUAUAUAUGUUUGUACAUGCAUGUGUACUGUGACAUAAGUGUAAGUAGAAGUAGCAAGACAUACCUGAAAUCUUGCAUGUUUAUGAGACAGAAAAAAAACACUAGCAAUCCUUCCAUCAUGUAAAACAAUGACAGGCUUCCAUUUUACACUCGCUUGGCAGGACAUAUAUAUAUGUAUGUGUGUGUGUCAGGGAGUUACUACCAUCCUGCCAAGUGCGUAUAAAACGGAAGCCUGUAUUUGUUUUACAUGAUGGUAGGAUUAUUGGUGUCUUUUUGUCUCAUAAACAUACAAGGCUUCAGGUAUGUCUUGCUACUUCUACUUACACUUAGGUCACACUACACAUGCAUGUACAAGCAUAUAUAUACACACACCCUCUGGGUUUUCUUCUAUUUUUCUUACUAGUUCUUGUCCUUGUUUAUUUCCUCUUAUCUCCAUGAGGAAGUGGAACAGAAUUCUUCCUCCGUAAGCCAUGUGUGUCAUAAGAGGCAACUAAAAUGUUGGGAGCAAGAAGCUAGUAGCCCCUUCUCCUGUAUAUUACUAAAGUUAAAAAGAGAAACUUUCGCUUUUCUUUUUGGGCCAUCCUUUUCAGUGGGAUACGGCCAGUUUCUUGAAAGAAGAAGAUAUAUGUGUGUGUGUGUGAGAGUGUGGGGGGUUUGUCUAGGUGUAGGGGUGUGUGUGUGUAGGGUUGUGUGUGUGUUGGGGGGGGGGAGGUGCACAUUUGCCUAAUUGUACUCGUCUGUUGGUGGUUGCAGGGGUUGAUUCUCAGAUCCUCGCCCUGCCUCUUAACUUGUCAUUCUUUAGAAUCACUUGCUCUUAGCUUUAUGGACUUUAUCAUGCUGCUCUUGAAACUGUGUAUGGAGCCUCCCUCCACCACUUCUUCGCCAAGAUCAUUCUAAUUCCAGACCACUCUGAGACUAAAGAAAUACUUCCUAACAUACCUCUGGCUUGUCUGUGCCUUUAACUUCAAAUGGUAUCCCUGAGUUCCCAUUUCUUGCCUUUCCAACAGCCUCUCUCUCUCUCUACUGUAUCAGUUUCCCUGAGUAUAUUGUAUGUUGUUAUGUUCUCCUGUAGCUCAUGCCCCUUAGCUCAGAAACAAGUCUUGUACAUUUGCACUUUCUCCAGUUUUUUAACAUGCUUCUUCAGGUGGGGGUUCCAUAUUGGGGCUGCAUACUCCAAGAUGGGCCUAAUAUAUGCUGUAUAAUGAGCCCAGAAUGACUGUUGAGGUUCCUAAUGGCUACUCUUAAAUUUGCUAAAUGAGCAUUGGUUGCAGAGGUUAUUUAACUGAUAUGUGCUUCUGGUGUUAUCUUGGGCACUAUACUCACUCCCAGUUCUUUCUGAGUGAAAUCUGCAACUUCAGUCUCUUCCCUUGUCUGUACCCCAAUGUAUGUAUGGGUGUGCAUGUGUUUUGUGUGUUGUGUCUGUUCCCAGCCUAUAAUUUGUAGAUAGAAUCUAACAUAUAAUUCCUCAAAGAGUUCAAAUAGAAAAAUUAAAUCCUCAAUUUGUGAGAAAUAUUAUGAAAAUAGAAAAUGUACAUUUGGCUAUAAAAAAAAAUUAUACAUCAUAUCAAAUUUUUUUCCCAAGAAUUGUAUUGUCAAUUCGGUACUAGGCCUCUCUGUAUUAACACUUGAUCUUCAUUUUGAAUCCAUUGUCUCACCCUACCCCUCAUUGGAGGUUCUUUGAUGCUGGUGAGGGGCUCUUGAUUUAAGGAAUUGAACCAGCACUCCAAUUCCUUGAAUCAAUUCUGAAUGCCUUCCAUUACCCCAGGUUUAGCACUUCGCCCAUAAAUGUAAUAAAAGUUAUAACAGUAAUAAUACUUUUUCCUAUUUCUCGGCUAGUAAACCAUGACCAAGAAUGCUUGGUCAUAGCUUAACCCUUUGACUGUCGCAAGCCCCUUUCUGAAACUGUCAUUCUAUGUCGCAAAAUAUUUGAAAAAAAUUAUUUUUUCUUACGAAAUGAUAGAGAAUCUUUUUCUGAUGCUAAUGACACCACAAGUACGAAAUUUGAUCGAAAACUUGUGGAAUUACGCUCCCGCAAAGUUAGCAAUCUCAGUGAUAUAUACGCAUCAGCGAUUUCGCUGACUUUGAGCCCUAUUUUCGACCAAUUCCAUUGUUUCAGUCGACCAAACUCAUAGCAAUUUCUUUAGAACUCCGUUUUUUCUAUCAAUUGAGUACAAGAAACUGCCCAUUUACUGAUGUUAACCACCCAGUAAAGUGGUCAGAAAUUGGCAAUUAGGCCAAUUUUAUGCAAAUUAAAAAAGAUGCCAAUUUCAAAAUAGGGUCCAGAAUAAACAAUGCAGACAUUCUUGGCACUAAAAUAACAUAUCCUCUGUUCAUUAGUCACGUCUCCAGGCCUCUCUUAUGUUACUUUUGCUUUCUAUUUUGAUUUUUUAUUCUCACAAAAAAUAGAAGAUUUACUGCUAUGCAGACUACUGCAUUAUUGUAAAAAUGGUAUAAAUAAUAUCAGUGCACUAGUGAAAGAAUAUUAGACUCCCCAGUUGACAUGUAUUGGACGUGUGGUGUGAUUUGUUUACUCUUGAACAUUGGUAAAAAUCAAACAUUUCCGCUACUUUGAGCUCAAUUUUAGGGUCGUUUUCGUUGUGAAACUAAUCAAAAUCACCACUAUUUCUGUAAUAUAUCAAAUGAGACCAUGGAAAUGAGAAUACAACCAUAAAUACUAUACGAAAAUACACCUCAAAGUCAGCGUUUUAAUCCAAAAACACCUUAAUUUUUUUUCUCUCAUGCACUGCGUGCUGCAGGAUUUUUUUUUAUACGGUGCACACUGACCACACAGACCCAUUCUCUCACAUGUGGGCCUACCAGCUUUCUCCUGCUUGAUUUGAAGCCACUAGAAUUAUUGAGUACAUGUAUAUAUACAUCCAAAACUGGCUCGUAAGACAUAUAUAUACUGCCAAAACAGUCAAAGGGUUAAGCCAUCUUAAUAAUUGAAAAGUAUGUAGUAGAAAACCCAUAAAGGGCCCCACCCUUUCCCCGGUAAAUCACCCUAAAUAAAACAUUUAUUGCCAGUUUUAGGUUGCUUCCGGUCUUCAACCAAUGUAGUAAAACUUAUCAGUUUCUCUAUGGCUUCCAUCCUAAUGAUCAGCACAAAGAAAUGGUGAAUAAAACUAUGAAAACCACCCUAGAAAAUGCCCUAGUGUUGCUAUUUUAACUCAGAUACAGAGUCAGAGAUUAGCUGUUCCCAUCAUGCUCUGUGAGGGGCAGGAAUUUUUCUUAUACAAUGCACACUUCAUGUGCAGACCCAUCCUUGUAUUUAGGCCAAUAUUUGCUACUCGUGGCAAUUUUAAGGGAGCUGUGAAAUAUGUAUACUAGUACAAACAGACAUUUAUCUUGUGGAUAGAUAUAUUAGUACAUCACAGACAUUGAUCUUGUGGAUAUAUUAGUACAUCACAGACAUUGUUCUUGUGGAUGUACUAGCACAUCACAGACAGCUUAUUGGUUAAAGUUUUGUAGAACAUUUCAGUGUAAACAAUUUUUGUAUAUAAAGUGGUUUAGAUUACAGUGGGGAGGUAGCAGUUGAAUAGGUUAAUAUAAGAUUCAGUUGAAAUUAAUGUUUAUGAUCAUAAUAUAUUAAAUGCAGUACAAAUGACAUUUUAAAUAGAAAUUUUAGGGAGAAUGAUAAGCAUUUAAAUAUAUUAAAAAACUGUCAGUAUGAGUUACAGUAUAUUAAAAAAAAAAAUAUGCAUGGAUUUAGGAAUAUUCACAGUACCACAGGGUAAGUUUCUAAGAAACCUGGACAACAAGUGUUUAUCAACCCAGAAAAAAUGUAAGAUACCAAAUAAAUAACUACAUUAUUUCAUUAAAUGUUUGAUGGUCAAAGUGCAGGUAUUUCAGUAAAAGGAAUAUGUUAAUCAUGAGUAAAUAUUUUUGAAAGUUUCUGAGAAAUUCUGGAUAAAACUUGUAUGAUGUAUUUUUUGAGGAUUUAAAUAUAGGACAAAAAAAAAUGGAAAAUAAUUUUUAGUAAAUACUGCAUAUUUGCAGUGGGUGACAUACUUCUCUAUUAUUAAUUUUUAAAAUUAAUAUACAGUUUACUUGUUGGACAGCAUAUGGUAGUUUAAAUUAAUUACCUCACCUUUUUAAAGGAGAGUAAGGACAAAUAGCAUUGGAAUAGUAUUAGCUAGAAUGGUAACCAUAAUGGUGGGUUUUUAUGAUGUGGGCAUGAAAUUAAAUGUGUGUCAAAACUGAAAUUGUUGACAAAUGUAAGGAACAAGGUCAUACAGAAGUGUGAAUUAGUUUUGAUAAAUGGGAAGUUGUUAAAUGUAGAAUGUAAGAGGGUAAUACAGUAUGUGUGUGAAGGUGUCAGUAUUAUAGCUGCAGCAACUUAGUUUAUUUAUUAUGUAGAUACUUAAUAAGUAUAAUAUACAAUUAUGAUGAAACAAGAAUGUCUGUGAAGUCAUGAGAAAACUAAAUAAAUAAAGUUUUGUGAAUCUAA